AUGCAGUUGGUCCAUGUGGGCAAAGAGGCUGAUGUGGUGCCCAUCACACAAAUCCCAGACCAAGGAGCACCAGGAGGCCCUGCAGCACUGACAAGCGGCCCUCCAGAACUCAUAGACACCCUCAGUCCUACAGCUUCAGGGAUGGGCACCAGUCCCCCUGCCUCCCUGUCUUCCUCUCCUUCAUCUUUCAGUGUCAAAGAAACAGGGAAAAGCCCUGCACCAACUCCAGUGCAAGCUGAGGUCACUACCCCAGAGAAGCCAGACACCCAGACACAAACAGAAUCUGGCUCAGCUGCCCGGCCCACUCCCGCUGUAAGCAUCAUCCCAACUGUUGCUGGAGGAGACACACGUACAUCCUUGGCAUCCACAGAAGGGAAAACUGGGCCCAUAACAAUGUCUAUUUCCUUUGUGGAGAGUACGGAUAAACCCUGGGCAACUCCCAGAGAGCAAACACAUUCAACGGGACCCCCAACUCUUCUAUGGCCAGAGACAAUUUCCACUGUUGCCCCUCAUGAUGUAAUACAGGAAGCCAACCACUCCACAUCCGCUAAGACAGGAGCCCCAGCAAGCCAAACUGCACCGUCUGCCACUGAUCCCACUGAGACCUCACAGCCUGAGGGGGUGACCAGUUCAAUUGGACCAGUGCCUGCAGAUGCAGCUUUUCCUCCUAGUGCCAGUCCAGGAGACAUCCUAGAUUUCAUCACUCAUGACAACAGGCAGCCGGGUAGUCGUUUGGCCUCCGUAACCACCCCUGUGUUUGAGACGAGUGUGGGGGGCAGUGCUGCAGAAUCAGCUGUUAGCACAACUUUCCCUGCUGAGACUUCAGCUGAUGUCCAGACAAGCCAUACUAGAGAGUCCAGCACAGGUCCAGAUGGCUAUGCCACUCUGCACCACACCCUCAUAACCGUAGGGUCCAGGCUUGUAGCAGAAACAGUCUUGUCCCCUGUGACAACAAUGGUACCUUAUGAUACCUUUACCAGCAGUAGCUCUGUAACUCCUACAGGAGAAAGGACAGACAGCAGCACGUCCUCUACCACAUCUGAAGCCACAUCUCUUACCAUGACUUGGAUGGGCAGCACCUCUGCUUGGCCAAAUAUUCUCACUUCAUCACCCCUCACAGCCUCAUCUGGUAUUAUUCACAUGCCUGAGGAUACCAGCCCAGCUGCCCCUACCACAGAAGGUACAAGUCCCAUCCAAAGCAGCAAGGUCAUAGACAUUGUCCCUCAUCUUGGGCCCACUCAUAGCCAUGAUCUCCCAAAGACAGUGGCAGAGAGCAGCACUGGUGGCCUACCAACUACUUCCUCAUCACCUCAAUCUCCCGUGUCCUCAGCCACCACUACUGGAGGACCAGUACUGUUGGCUACUUCUACUGGCUCAAUUCCAAGGGAGAUGAUGACUCAUGAUAUCCCAUCUGAAGACUUAGAGGUGACAGCAGAUCUUUCCUUGACCACCUUGGACAUGGUGGCCACAGCUAGCACUGUCACAGCCACAGUGGCAGAAGACACGUCUUCAGUUCCUCCAAGGUCCAACACAGAAACUCGAGUGAGCUCAGACCUACCUCCUAGUACCAGCAGCUCUAAGGCUGUCCCUGAACAAAGCACAUUCGUCUCCCAGCCCUCCACCACAGCUCAAUCCAUGAAUCUUACCACCACUGGGGCAGAUAUCACCACUACAUGGCCACAGACUCCUUCUCCUUCAACUCCAGUGGCCUUGUCUGUGGUAACUCACAUGGCGGAGGACAUGAGCUCAGCUACCGUUACCACUGAUAAAACAAAUCUGUCCUUCAACAGCAAGGUCACAGGCAUGGCUUCUCUCUCUCCUGUGACCACACUCAGUCCUGAGCUCCCAAGUACAGUGGCAGAGAGCAGCACAGAUGUCCCACUGACCCCUACUUCUCCUAAAGCUCUUAUAUUCUCAGACAUUACUCCUGUAAGAACAAGCCAAUUGAGCACCUCUGCUGACUCAACUCCCUUGGGGCCCACAACUCAUGGUGUCCCAUCUACAGACUCAGAAAUGAGCUCCAAUCUCCCUCUGACCACCUUAGCCAUGGUAGCCACAGCUAGCACUGACAUAGCCAUGGUGAUGGGAGAGGUAUCAUCAGCUCCUUCAGGACCCAGGCCAGAAGCUCAAGCACACACAGUCCUGCCUCCUGGCACCAGUUUGGGAGAGAUCUCAACAAGUUCUGAGCCCAAGAUUCCCAGAGAGACAAGCCCUGCCACCCACCAGCCAGUCGUGACCACAGUGACCCCCACUAAUUUUGGACAAGGAUCAAGUCUAGCUGCUGUGACACUGGCUGAGCCAUCUGAAACUCAAAGAGCAUUGGUUAAUGAAGUUCCACAGGGAAGUGACACCGAAUCCCCAUGGUCUCCUAUUGAAUUUGAGACUGCUGGAACAAGGACCGUGACAGCUUCCACUCUGGCCUCUGGACUGGGAAACAUCCAGGUUUCCAUGGGCACUGUGUCACGCUCAGAGGCCAACAGGACGUCUUCCACCCUGUCAUCUUUCUUGGAAAACCCUAGGACACAAGCUGCUAGUCCUGAGAGAGUAACAAGCACUUCUCUGGUACUGUCCACUUUGUCAACUGAGAAAUCACUGGGAGCAGAUACUGCUUCACCAGCCUCUGUUUCCACAAUGCUUUCUGAAGUCACUGCACCAAGGGCAAAUGCUCAAGGGUCUGAAAGUCAGAGCACAGCUACCCUGGAAGUCAGCACAGCUCCAGCAGUAGAGACCAGUCCUGCUGUGACCUUGAUCCCUCCACGGUCAAAGGCCACAGCUUCGAUCAGCAUAGGUAUGGAGACUACGUCAAGUUCAGCUGCCUCAUCACCAAUAAAAACAAGUUCUCCAAGUCUAGUUGACAUCACCUUAGGUGAACUUUUCCUGGAGCCCUCCACAAAAGCAGCAACCGCUAGCCCUGUCCAUGAAUCUCUGAGCCUGAGCACACAUAUCUCUCCUACUGUUACCACUUCUGCAGCCUUGAAAAGCUCCAGUCCCCCUGAGACUGCUCCCUCUUGGGAGGGAUCAGAGACUGUCACCUCAACUGUAGGAUCAAUAGAAACAUCAACUUUAGCUGUUACUCUGUCUCCAGCAAGGAUACAGGCAGCCUGGACAUCAUCACCUCCCACCCCAGCAUCCCCAGCCUUAGCGGGCAGCAGUGCCAGGGCAGAGACAGCCUCUGUUUCUGCCCCUGUACGUACCAGCUCCACCCUGUUCACAAAUGGUUUGGGGCCUGUCACUCAUAUUCCUGACCAUGGAGUGCCAGGAGGCACUGCAACCCUGACAAGUGAACCUCUGGCACCUGUGUCUGCUGUUGGCACCCCAGGUAGUGAGGUUGGUGUAGUGCCUGUCACACAUAGCCCAGACAAUGGAGCACCAGGAGGCAUGGCAGUACUGACCAGUGGCCCCCUGACACCUGACCCCACUGUCGGUCCUAUGGCUUUGAGACAAG
Vombatus ursinus (common wombat) is the source of this 3445-nucleotide messenger RNA. Its product is annotated as flocculation protein FLO11-like. NCBI's taxonomy places the organism in Eukaryota, Metazoa, Chordata, Mammalia, Diprotodontia, Vombatidae. The annotation marks the transcript as partial. The transcript has 6 exons. The record is from RefSeq and is a predicted model, not a curated record.